Molecule: messenger RNA, 3163 nt
Organism: Notodromas monacha
Lineage: Eukaryota; Metazoa; Arthropoda; Ostracoda; Podocopida; Cyprididae
Source: the annotation of a GenBank genome assembly
AUGCAGUUCGUGACCCGUUCGCAGUUGGAAGACAAUUUCGAUGCUCCUGGUCCAUCUUUGGAGAGAGCGACGACGUCAUUGGCAUCAUUGGGAAUUCAAGAAGAGAAGCGGAGUUUCGGGAUGGAAGUAGCUCAGCUGCUAAUAUCUUUGCUGCAUGGUUGGGGACUGGAUCCAGACCUGGAUCGGGUUUGUCAAGCGAAACUCGGGCUUUUGCGUCCCAUGGUUCCCGUGUCAUUCGGUCUUCUAUCUCGUGGAGGGUAUAUGUCGCUGUUUCUGCCUACUUGGUUCCCUCCAGUCGUGCAGCCGGUGGAAGUGGCCGAGAACCUCCCACUCAAGGAGUACGAGGUUCUGUUGGCGAAGAAGACAGAGUUUUUCACCGCCAGACCAGCGACCCUUGACCGGGGACGGUAUUGAGAAGGGGCUCAGGCGUUACUGUUGGCGGAACUGAACCGAAUCGGGCCAAAAGGCAGAAAAGCUCUAGUGGAAGCAUGGGCUCCGUUUUUGCCGACUUUUAGCGAAAUCGUUUCGUCGUCGUCUGCGCAUCAAGCACACGGUGUUGGCAGCCAAAAUCCAACUGCUGCUUAUUCUCACGGUGCCCCUCAAUACCACGGGCAUCAUGGACAGAUGCAGUCUCAUGGACGAUCCAGUUUACAAAUAAAUGGACCUCCUCUAUCCCAAGGCGAUAAUAGAGCAACGUCUCCCAUACCGCCGAAUGGAAACGUAAUGCCCGCCACUGAGAAGAAUUUGAAGGGUGGCGACAACGACAGCGAUAGUAAUUCUGACGAAGACGAGGUCAUCGGUGAUGCCGGGAAAAAAGACUUGAUGUCAAUGGCAGAGAUGAAGCGAAAACAAACAACAUCAAUCGUUCUCAUGGGUGUUAUCGGUGCGGAGUUCGGACAGGAGUUGGAACCCAUCAGGAAAAAAGAAGAGGUCUCGCUUUACCCUCAAGCGAAUGACGGGAAACAAGUCCAGGAAGGCUUUGGGAUCGCUCAGGCACUUGCGAGACAAACCACUCAAGCGUUGUCGUAUCUGCUUCUGGCUCCACCAUCUCCUGGUUUACCGCCUUAUUCUGCACUACGAAGAUCUGCUGUGGAUCUGAUUGGACGAGGUUUUCCGGUAUGGGAGCCACAUUUGGAAGUUUCCAAGGUUCUCUUGGGAUUGUUGGAAUUGUGUGCCGCGGACGCUGACAAACUUGCCCCUAGUAUGGAGUAUGGAUUACCAUUGACGCCAGUUGCAGAUAUGUGUAGAACUUCUCGUCACGCCCUGUUGUUGGUCGCGACUGCCAGACCGCAAGUGUUCAUUACAACUCUGGCACGAGAGGUUGCGAGAUACAACACUUUGCAGCAAAAUGCGCAAACCUUGAAUGUGAAUCUGUCCGCAUCUGUCCUUGCGAGAGCAAAAGCGGAUAUGCUGCGCGUUUUAUCAAAAUUAUUCGAAACCCGACAACUUGAGGUUGUGAAUCUCAUGGUUGAGGUGAUGGACAUCGUUUUGCAUUGCAUCGAUACCGGCCAUUUGAGAGCGAAAACUUUGCAAGAAGUUUUUCCGACGAUUUGUCGAUUUCCCAUGGUCGCUCAUUGUUUGCAAACGAGACGGAUUGCAGUUGGAGCUCAGAACGGCCAACUUGCCUUGUAUGAGCUCAAAGGAUCCAAAUGUCAGAGCAUUCCAGCCCACGUUGCGGGUAUCACUGCGUGUGCCUUUGCCCACGACGGAAAAUUUCUCGCGACUUACUCUCAAUCCGAAGCGCGUUUGUCCUUUUGGCAAACCUCUUCCGGCAUGUUUGGCCUGGGCAACACGCAAACCAAGUGCGUCAAGAGCUUCAGCACAGCACCAGUGCCCGAGAUUGUGCGACUGAAUCCAUUGCGAACAGCGAGGCUGGUGUGGAUCAACGCGAGAACAAUUGCCCUCCUCAUGCCUGAUGGAUCUGAAUCGCGAUUCAGCGUCUGAAAAAAAAGGAAUCAAUAAUCAGACGAAAAAAUUGAAGCCUUCUGAAAGAUAAAAUCAAGAGGAUGUCAGUACGUCGAGGGCGAGGGGGGAAAACUGUUGCCAGAGCGAAUUCCGCUCUCAUCGUUGAAAUAUCGUGAGAAUUCUUCGCAAGAUAUCAAUGCUCUUUGUAUUAAAAAGAUUAUCUUCUGCGGGGGAAUCAAAUAAUGCUUCUUUUGGUCCACGAGGAGCUAUAUCGUGCAAAAGAUGCGAGUAUUUCUUUGAUUGCCCGAUUUUCAUUGCAUUGAUUCAUUAUUCUGUGGACGCGAAAAGGACUUUAGUUUGUUGUCUGCUAAUUUAUUUUGGGUCGAUGACGAUCUUCCACCUGCAAAAUUAGACUUCCAUAUUGUUCGGAUUUCUUUUCUCAUUCCCAAUGAUUCGGUGUACAAUUCCAAGUUUAGAAGCGUUGAACCUCUCUUCAUAGGUUUGUUCAAUUUCUAGAAAAAUCAGCGAAGGAAUCAAAUCAUCAGGUGCACUUUUCCGAGUGGUGAGAAAAACUAGUACUGUUAUGGGAACCCAAGAGUCACAGCUUUGUUGAAAAAUAUCCGUUCAACUGCAUGUUGGAAAAUGAUUUUUGUUGAAGCGAAAAAAAGUGAGCAUUAAAUUUGUUUCGUUUCGAUGACGUUUUAAAAAUAUUCUUUGAAAGGAACACGGCGUUAUGAAAUGAAGCCAAGGGCUCUUUGCAUCGGUUUGGGUUCUUUCGAGGGAACUAUUGUUCCUUGAGCAUCCACAUGGGCACUGCUUAUUGGAGUUCUCUUUUUUUGGAGUACAAUGGAUGGAAAAGAAUUUAGGGAAUGUAUCUCAUAAAGCUAAGUUCCCAAUUCAUUACUGAAUCGGUCCAUUUAAUCUAUUGUUGUUGGGGAAAAAAAAUCCGCUUGCUUUUACGGUGGAAAACUUCAUACACGUUUCCGGAUCCACGAUAUUGCAAAAAAAAUAUUCUUUUUAUUCUAGAGUUUUACGUUGAUUUUUGAUCUCGGACUCAUAGAUGGUCGAUUAGGAUUUAUUUUUGGGUUCCGCUUUUGCGUGGGCUUAGUUCUCUCGCGGUUUUUGUUUUGUGAUUUUAGGAUUUGUUUUGUAUUCGCUUUUUUGUGGGAGGACGGGUUCAGCGUGAGUUCAUUUUGUUGCUUGUCCUGCAACCAUUGUGAUCGUCGUCGUUAACCAAUGAGGAGAGACUUUGGAUCAA